AUGGAUUCCUCGCUGACCAACCUACUUGUCUUCAACAACACCAUUCAAAGAGAGUUGAUCAGGAGCGUGCAUGUGUACCGCGAAUGUGAUGGGGAGGAAAGGGAAGUUGAAAGAGAGUUUGCGUUUUCAGAGAGUGGUUCCUAUGAGGAAAUGCAGGCUACCCCAAUUCUUAGAUUGAUGAAAUUUCGUGUUUCUGAAGUUUAUGAAGGGUACCAGAAUGGAGUGUGGCUUUGUAUCUUUGCAUUUCACUUCGAUCACACUCCUCAAUUUUCUCACAUUCCAUCGCUAUUGUUGGUCACGAGAAACCAGAAGCUUCAGACGAUUCCAAAUUUGCUUAAUGAUCUCCAUAUCAUAAGCAAGUUGGACUCGAAGAAUGAAGACAAGGAUAUACCACAAGACUCUGCAAGGGAAGAAUGGCAAGGAAACAGCAAUGGUUACCAACCAUCACAAAAAGUCUUGCCUGUGUUUUAUCAGGAUCUCAAUUGUCUUCCUUAUGAAGAAGACGAGUCUGAAUUACCAGACAAUGAGACAGAUGUUGAAAGCUUGCCAGAUUUGGUAGAGAAGAAAAAGAGAGCACCCAGUAACCAUGUGGCAAAAAUUUCUUUAUCAGAUUUGGUCAAGUACUUUGAUAUGCCAAUUGUAGAAGCAUCAAGAAAUCUAAAUGUUGGGCUUACUGUUCUCAAGAGAAAGUGCAGAGAAUUUGGUAUUCCCCGCUGGCCUCAUAGGAAGAUCAAAUCACUUGAUAGUCUCAUUCAUGAUCUUCAGGAAGAGGCAAAACACCAAGAAUUGGAGGACAAGGUUGCGGCCAUGGCGGUGACAAUGAGGCAAAGAAUGUUGGAGAAUGAAAAGGAAAACAUAGAGAAAAAACCCUUCAUGGACAUACAAAGUGAGACCAAGAGAUUCAGGCAGGAUGUUUUCAAGAGAAGGCACAAAGCUAGAGCUAUUGAAAAACAGAGUUCUGAAGUUUCCAGCACUUAG
Molecule: messenger RNA, 978 nt
Organism: Gastrolobium bilobum
Lineage: Eukaryota; Viridiplantae; Streptophyta; Magnoliopsida; Fabales; Fabaceae
Product: protein RKD5-like
Exons: 5
Coding region: 1-978 (325 amino acids)
Molecular function (GO): DNA-binding transcription factor activity
Source: RefSeq, a predicted model, not a curated record